Bombyx mandarina (wild silkworm) is the source of this 1039-nucleotide messenger RNA. It is a transcript of the gene Clc, whose product is annotated as clathrin light chain. The record is from RefSeq and is a predicted model, not a curated record. Gene Ontology annotation, biological process: intracellular protein transport; clathrin-dependent endocytosis. Gene Ontology annotation, molecular function: clathrin heavy chain binding; structural molecule activity. Gene Ontology annotation, cellular component: clathrin coat of trans-Golgi network vesicle; synaptic vesicle membrane; postsynaptic endocytic zone cytoplasmic component. NCBI's taxonomy places the organism in Eukaryota, Metazoa, Arthropoda, Insecta, Lepidoptera, Bombycidae.
AGCUAAACAACUUUUGAAAAAUUGAACUGUCACCGUGUCAAUUCAUUUUCACCAUAGAUUGCACACUAAUUUGUUAUUUCUCUCUUCAUCUUCGUCAAAAAGUGUUUAAAAUCUACUCUCAUUCUAUUGAUUGAUUUGUUCCAAAAGCUUAUUUGAAAAUGGAUGAUUUUGGAGACAGUUUCGUUGAACCUGAGGUUGAUCCAGCAGCAGAUUUCCUUGCCCGUGAGCAGAAUCAGCUAGCGGGUCUCGAAGACGAGCUAGAAACCAGUGCUCCGCCCCCUGCCAUUUCGACGUCUACAAACGGGUUUGACGAUUUUGUCGAAGUACCCAGUGCAUCAGCAUUUGAUGCUAACGGUCUGUUGGAUGACGCUCCAUUGGGAUCCACUCCAACAACAGUAUUCAAACAAGAACGUGAGGAACCUGAGAAGAUCAAAAUAUGGCGAGAAGAACAAAAGAAAAGAUUAGAAGAGAAAGAUGCAGAGGAAGAACAAAAGAAGCAAGAAAUGCUUCAGAUAGCCAAGAAAGAACUGGAGGACUGGUACAAAUCACAUGAAGAACAGAUUUCCAAAACUAAAGCUGCCAACAGGGAAUCUGCUAAGAAUGCAGAGCGAGCACAAGCUCGAGGAUCUGAAAGUAGUGUGGAGGAAGGAAAUGAAUGGGCCCGGGUUUCUGAACUUUGUGACUUUGGACCCCGUCGAGGAAGGGAUGUGGCACGCUUACGGUCAAUUGUGCUUCAGCUCAAGCAAGCUGGAUCUCGCCCAAACUACCCAUCACGUGCUACUAAAGUGGCUUGAAAUAACAUCACAGUUUGUAUAAUAUCUUAUUAUAUUAUCAGUCCGCUUUCGAAGAUCACAUUAAUUAUUUUUAUAAAUAUAAGACAGGCCAAUAUUAAUAAUGUUCAAGCAAAACACAAUAGUGGUUUAGAGCCUUGUUAUUUAUUGAAAUUAUUUUGUAUUUACUAUGUAAUGGCUAACUAGUUGAAGGAUUAGUUAUUAGCUUUAUGCUAAUUCAGUUUAAAAAUAAAUCAUUCCAAAACUAA